This is a messenger RNA of Paecilomyces variotii, 938 nucleotides long. Its product is annotated as GTP-binding protein rho2. NCBI's taxonomy places the organism in Eukaryota, Fungi, Ascomycota, Eurotiomycetes, Eurotiales, Thermoascaceae. The record is from RefSeq and is a predicted model, not a curated record. The coding region runs from base 131 to 763 and encodes 210 amino acids. Gene Ontology annotation, molecular function: GTPase activity; GTP binding. Gene Ontology annotation, biological process: small GTPase-mediated signal transduction. The transcript is spliced from 5 exons.
UGAGAUGUGGUUAUAGAGGAAGCCGGCAUGGAUAUUCUCUUAUCAACCCCAUCGAUCACCAUCACCAAAACCUGUGCCCAAGUAUUGUUUCGGUGCUGCCUUCGGUCGGGAUGCGGCCUAAAAGCUCUCGAUGGCGGUAUCGCCGCGUCACUCGCAUGCCCCCUUAAAUCGGUCUCUUUGCACGAUAUGUCUGAGGAAGCUGGUUAUUAUCGGGGACGGUGCUUGUGGUAAGACCAGUCUUCUGAGCGUGUUUACUCUAGGGUACUUUCCAACACAUUAUGUCCCGACGGUGUUUGAGAACUAUGUGACAGAUUGCCGUGUGGAUGGCCGGUCGGUCCAGCUUGCAUUAUGGGAUACGGCCGGUCAAGAAGACUAUGAACGGCUCCGGCCGUUGGCAUAUUCUAAAGCACAUGUGCUUCUGGUCGCAUUUUCUGUAGAUACGCCGGACUCGCUGGAAAACGUCAAGCAUAAGCAGUGGAUCGAGGAAGCCAAUGAGCGAUGUCCCGGCGUCCCCGUUAUUCUUGUUGGGCUAAAGAAGGAUCUUCGUGAAGACCCAGUUGCCAUUGAGGAGAUGCGAAAGAAAUCGCUGCGCUUUGUGACUACCAAAGAAGGAAGCGAUACGGCGACGCAGGUCGGUGCCCGAAAGUAUCUCGAAUGCUCGUCCUUGACUGGCGAGGGUGUCGACGAUGUCUUCGAGGCUGCCACGCGAGCCGCACUUCUCACGUUUGACAAGGAAAAAAGUUCAUGCUGUACGAUCCUAUGACCGACCCGCCCUAUCUUAUGCGACUACUCUCGAACUUACGCCUGCUCUGUUCUUCGGUUGAUCGAUUCGCAUCAGUAAUGAACGUAGAGGAUAUACCCUCCAGCGCAUGCUGCGUUCCUGUCCCUGCUUCGAACAUUCCGUGUGUGCUUCAGUAGCUCAGCGCAAGCGUGUUUGU